This is a messenger RNA of Antechinus flavipes (yellow-footed antechinus), 8404 nucleotides long. It is a transcript of the gene SFT2D2, whose product is annotated as SFT2 domain containing 2. Lineage: Eukaryota; Metazoa; Chordata; Mammalia; Dasyuromorphia; Dasyuridae. Gene Ontology annotation, cellular component: membrane. The transcript is spliced from 8 exons. The record is from RefSeq and is a predicted model, not a curated record. The coding region runs from base 148 to 630 and encodes 160 amino acids. Gene Ontology annotation, biological process: vesicle-mediated transport.
UAUGGCUGGGUGGACCCGGCGGUCUAGUUGGGUUUCGGGAGCCUAGCACCUCGGAACAUAAAUCCAUUGUUGCAAUAGUUACGGGAAGCGAGGGAGGGGGGCGAGAGUUUGCUUUGGACGGAGUUUCGAGUUGCGUCGAGGCCCGGGAUGGACAAGCUGAAGAAGGUGCUGAGCGGCCAGGACGCGGAGGAUCGCGGCGGACUGGCCGAGAUUAUUGAAACACCAUCAUUAAGCUGGGGCACAAGAAUCAAAGGCUUUGCUGCUUGUUUUGCCAUAGGGAUUGUUUUCUCAUUGAUGGGUACUUUUCUUCUGUGGGUACCUGGGAAAGGACUUGUCCUUUUUGCAGCAUUUUAUACCUUGGGGAACAUUGCAUCACUUGGGAGUACUAUCUUUCUCAUGGGACCAAUGAAGCAACUGAAGCGCAUGUUUGAACCUACAAGACUGAUUGCUACCAUUGUGAUGCUGCUGUGUCUUGCCCUCACUCUGUGUUCCGUCUUCUGGUGGCACAAAAAGGGACUUGCUCUCAUUUUCUGCAUUUUGCAAUCUUUGGCCUUGACGUGGUACAGUCUUUCCUACAUACCAUUUGCAAGGGAUGCUGUGAAGAAGUGUUUUAAUGCGUGCCUCGCCUAAUAAACAAAAAGGCACUUUUGAAUAGCCUCGGCAAGUACAAAAGACCAAUUUCUGACACUGUUUUGUAAAUAUUUUCCUAAUUCUGUCUUAAGAUAUGUGCCUUUUUUUGGCUUGUGGCAGGAUGUUACUUGCAUUUAAAAUAUUGAUGGUUGUUUUUGUAAGCAAUGAUACAUUCUCAAAACAAAAUGUCCGUUGCUCUGUUUAAGUUUUUGUGUGCCUGGAUUUCAAAGAGUAAAAUGUCACUGAUCUGUCAUUGUUCUGUCCCAACCUCCCCCCUCUUUCUUUCUCUGUCUGCCUUCCCCCCCCCCAAUCUCUCUAUUUUGAAAUUUCUCUGCAUUGUUAUUUAUGAUUUAAGAAAACCGAACUUGCCCAGCCAUGGUUGAGGCUUGGGGGCCUGUAACUUCUUAAAUGGUUACCAAAUAGCCUCAUUCCUGAAGGGUGACAUUUCUUCCCUAGGAGUAGUUUGCACCUUGGGACCUGCCCAGAUUUAGGUCUCUGAGCACAGCACAGUCCAACCUCUCCAGGAGGUGGAGAGCAUCACUAUUGCUUAGAAUUUAGCAUCGACAUACGUAGAAGGCCAUUCUGCAGGAAUGUACAGAACUGCUACAGGAGCCUGACAGAUGAAUGAAGUAGAAAAAGAGCUUUUAUUUAUGGAAAAAAAAAACACAGAACUCUGUCACUUCUUAUUCUCUAUACAGCUGUCUAUGCUACUAUUCUGAAUACCACCCCAGAAUAUACUGUCCAGUGCCUGACAUAGUAUCUCCCCCUUUCCUCCUGCCCCAGGUGUAGAAGGGGAAAGAAAAAAAAGAAUUACAGUUUUCUCUGUGGACCAGAGCAGGCAGCUUUGCUAUGAUCUACUUUUCUUAUUUCUUUCUGCCCCUCCUUCAUUAUUAAUGACUGGGAGAGUGGUUUAGUGCAGCACAUAUUUAAACUUUUUCCAUUUGUGACUCCUUUUUGUCUGAGAAAUUUUUAUGUGACUCUGGGUAUAUCAAUAUAUAAAAAAUAGGUAAGCAAAUCUGACAUUUACUGAUAAUAAAUCAUAGUUUUGUGACUCUCAUAUUCAGUUAUGAAACCCCGUAGGGGGUUGCAAGCUAGUGUAAGAAAUUGGGGGCAAGACUUGACUUUGAAGCCUGGAAAACUUGAUUUCUGGUUUGGCCUCUGACAUGAUCUGGCUUUCUGACUUCAGGCAGGUCACUUAAUCUCUCGUCAUUCCAGGAAACUUUCUAAGUUACAGCAAGGUACUAACCUGUAGGGCUGAUAGAAGUCCCUCCCUGGGAACUCCCUCCUUCAAUAUAAUCAUAGAUCCAUGUCUUGUCUUUCCUUAUGAUCAAAGGAUUCUGAAGUGAAGUCAUUUUCCUUUUUUCCUCAGUUCAGGAAGAGAGAAUAUUAGAAAUACUUCUUAUUUAUGCCUGUUAUUCUCCUAGGUGGAUGUACCAGAUGACCUUUUGAUAGUUAGUUCUCUGAUGUUUGACAGAGAAUAGCUAGAGGUGGAUAGAGGGGGAAGGAUAAUCCAGGAUGGUCAGAGCCAUAUGGCUAAUAUGGGGUUCUGUGACUGGGAUGCCAGUAUGUAUUUCUUGGUAUCCCUUAUUCAAUUUAUUUCUGUUUUUUUAUGGCUCACAAUUCAUUCACUGUACCCUGCUUGAAGUUGGCUCUGGCACCUAGGAGAUGCUUGAGCUGUGCUAGAGCUUAUCUUGAUUCCCUUCUUCACAUUCCCUCUUAGGGGCAAAAAGUGGGAAAAAGCCUGGAUCUGGAUCUUAGCUCACUCAUCCAUAAGAUGAGGGUAUUGGUCUUACCUUUUGGUAAACUAAGGGUGCUGUGGUACCAUGGAAAGAGAGCCAUGUUUAAAACCCAGCUCUGUUAUUUUAUUUACUAGCUAUAUAACCAAGAGUAAUCGUUUAGUCUUUCUUGGCUCUCUUUUUCCCCAUCUGUAAAUUGAGGAGAUUGUUUAAUUGAUGUCAUAACAGAUCCCUUCCAACUCCGACCUUAUGGUCCCAUCUUCUCAUACUUUGUGAUCUGUAUGGGUUUCCUUUAGCUAGGGAGAAAAAAAUCUCACGUUGAUCCUUAGGUGAUUAGAAGGGAUUAAAAUUCCCAAGUGGUCAAUUUGGAUCUAAAAUCACCAAAGGAUUAAAAAAAAAAAAAAGAUCACAUGCUUUGUUUAUAAAAAUCUCAUUUCCAUAUCUUCUGAGAAUAGAGUAAAAAACUCAGUUGAGUUGAUUCUGUUGUAAGAAAACAGGGUAUCUUCUCUGUGCCUGAGGGAACCUUUGCUUUGCUACCCUUUGGACCUUCUGUUUUCGUUUGUCAGGCAAGGGGAAGGAGAUUACUGUACUUGAAGGAGCAUAAUAUAAUGGAGUUGGGACAAUUUGAUUUCAAAUCCUGCCUCAAACACACUAGCCAUGUGAUCCUAGACAGGUCAUUUUAUCUCCUUGAACCUCAAUUUCUUUCUCUGUAAAAUGAUAGGUGAUUAGAUGAUCUUUUAAAUUCCCCUUUGUCUUUGAAUGUUGUUCUCCUGAUCACUUAAGAAUUUAUUAUCAUUGGACUUGUUUAGUUGAACCACUAUAUAUUUGAGUUUCUUCCCUUUCAGUUCAAGCUAUACCCCUAGAGAUUACAGCAUUUUACUUAACUUUUCCAUUGGCUACCUCUAAUCCUCUGAGGCCAGUAGCCAGUGGUCCCAGUGUAAUGAAGUGGGUGGCCUUGAUUAAUUUUUUUUUCCUUCCUAGCAGCUAAAUGGAGAGCAGAAUAGUUAGUGUGGGUUUGCUAUUGUUUUUAAUCUAUAAUCUACCAAAGACCCUAGGUUUAUGUAUUUUUUUAACCCCCCAGGUUCACUCUGUAAUUUCCAUUCUAUAGAGCUGACAUAUCAAUAUCACAUUUGUUUGGGAUCAUAGAACUUUGGAUUCAAAAUGGACCUUAAUAUUUCCUUGGAGCACAUUUGCUUUUACAUUUAUAUCACAAGUCCAUUUCUGCUCUUCCUGCUUUUGAAAGGUUUUCUUCCCAAAGCUUGAAUGAUUUGAUUUACACUGAUUAGGGAAGGGGAGAGGCUAAAAGGCAGCAUCAUUCCUAGGGUCACAGAAUUUCAUAGCUUAAGGGGUCUUAAAAAUAAUCUUGUCCAACACACAAUGUAAUGAGAAAACCUUCUACAACUUAAGUGACACAUGUCUAUUCCAGCCUUUCUUUGAAGACUUUUAGUUGGGGAAAAUUGCUGAUUUCUGAGGCAGCUCAUUCUGCCUUUGGACAACUUAAGUGGUUAGGAAGUUUUAUUUCUUAUAUCAAGUAAUAAGUAGAAAACACACUACUCCAGAAGAGCUCGAAAUCCCAUUCACUAGUUCUGACUUGGAGGAAGUUAAAAACAGUCCUAAUUACUCUUUCCCAUGAUAGCUGUUCAGAUUUGGAAACUGGAGUCAAGCUUUUUGCCUCUUGUAGCCCCUGACAAAAAAAAAGCAUUUUCUUUUCAAGCUAUUUCAGUCAUUUCUCAUAGAGAUUGAUUUUUGUUUCUUAACCAUCUGUGGUUAUCGCCUCUGGACCGCUUCUGUCUUGACAAAAUAGCCUUUUUUAAAUGUCACCUCCAGAACUGAACACAAUGCUCCCCAGAUGUAAUCUGACCAAGGCAGAAUAAGGCAAAGCUGUCACCUCCCUUGCUGGGGACACAACUUCUGUGAAUGCAGGCUUAGAUCUCACUAACUUUUUUUAGCCUCUACAACACUGUGAGCUUGGAGUUCAUACUUCUGUAAAACUCGUAGAUUCUUUCUCAUGAACUGCUGCUGUCUAGUCCCGUCUUUCCCAUCCUGUGUUUGUGAUGCUGAUUUUUUCUGACCUGAGGUACACUUGGUAAUUAUCAUUAUGGGAUAAACACACAUAGUUGUUGAAUUCUCUGGUACCUGCUCCUUGCUCCAAUGGUGGUCUUCACAAAGCAUCCUUACACUUCGACCUGCCAGUGCAGAAUGACUGGAUUCUGAUUUGGGAACUUCCUGUUACCCCCCAUUCCCCUGACCACUAUGGGAUGGAGUGAGUGGGAUAUGAGUUUGGCAAAUGUUGCCUCCUCCCUGAUUGACCAGAUUUAGUUAGGCCUUAGGACUUGCAGAUGGCUUUGUUUGAGCCGUGAUGAACCAAAUGCUAAUUGUUCAUAUAGAGACUAAAUUUUGUAGAUUAUUUACAGCAGGUUGUGAAUCACCAGCGAGCACCCUCCUGGUACCUUGCAUGUCUGGAAGCUACUUCCUUUCUGUUAUCAGUCAUCUGUACUUGGAGAAUGAACAAACUCAUCUUAUUGUUUUCCCCAAUUUGAAGAGCCUUAGGAAAGAGAAAGAAUCAUCAAAUAUAUUACAUACAUGCACAUGUUUUGCAUUAUCCAAAUCACUGCUUUGUCCAUAAUAAAAACUAUAUGCUAGAUACUAUGGUAAGCAAUGGCGUCUUUGAGAGCAGACCAUAUUUCAAGAAAAACCUGUUCUUCUGUUCCUUGUUGAUGUUAGGUAUUUCUGUGAAUUAAAAAAAAAAAAAAGUAAAAACUCCCUAUGGACAAUCAGGGGCCACUAAGGAAAUGUGUACUUCUUAGUCUGGGAGACUUGUAACUAAUCUGGCUUCCAAUCUUAUUUCACCUUAUUUCUCUCCCUGUUUUCUCUGUGUUCCAAUCAACCUGGCUUGCAGUCUGAUGCUAUACUUGAUGUAGGAUCAUCGAUUAAAAAACUGGAAAGGAUCUUAGAGAGAUCAAGUCACUUGCUCAGAAUCAAAUAGGUAUUUAAAGUAGUCCUUGAAUCCAGAUCUUCUUGACUGAAAGUCCAGUGUCCUGUUCUUUAUAUCAUUGUCUCCCACUUUUUUCUGCUUUUUUGCAUGGCCAUCCCUCCAUCCCUCAUGCUUUCUUUUCAGAAGUCUUCCCAAAUCCCAUCUCUGUCUCUCCAGCUGAAUAUGUUCUCUCCUUUCUUAGAUUUACUUAGGAAACAUAAUCUGAGUCUUUUACUGUUUUCAAAUUCUAUACUUCUUGUAUUUUUCUCAUCUGAAUGUCAUUCCCUUUUGGCCCGUUUAAUUCUCCUCAAAUGAAUAGCAAACUCUUUGAAAGAAGAAGCUAUGUUUUUUCAUUUUUGAAUCCUCCCUCAUAUAGGGUAAGCACAUAACUAAUGCUUAUUAAAGUGAAAUAAAGGAAAUAUUUUGGUACUUAAAUGAUAUGAUUUAACAGCAUAAAGGAAGAAUGUUAUCAUCUCUUCAUCUAUGAAAUCUGAUAUUUUGUUUGUAAUUGCACGCCAAGCCUUCUUUGUCUUAAGGGACCAGAUUCCAGUUUAGGGCACAUAUGACUUUUUGCAUAAUUUCACUUUCCUAUAGUUAAACACACACACACACAUAUAUAGCUGAGUUUUAGGCAUGUUAAGUUUUUUGGCUGACUUUGGUUGCAGUACUUGGUUUUACAAUUCAAGGUUUCUGCACAUUUUAAAAAUGAAAAUAAGUGAUUAUUCAAAAGUCCAAAUAAAGUUGAAUUCAGGAUUAUGUCUCAGCAACUCCUAGUGGAUUGCCAAGAUUAAAUAUUGGCAAAAUCUUUUAAAAUUGUGUUUUUUUUAAUUUCUAAGCAAUUGAGGGGAAAAUAGCAAAUAUGAUGAGACUUUUAUUUCUUCCUUUCAACAGAAAAGAAUCUUUAUAAAUGAAUUAUAUACUGUCAGGUGGGAAGAAGGGUUGAAAGUAUACAGCAGCUUCAUAAUUUUUUCCUGAAUAAUUAUGAUUUUUGUUUACUGCCACUGCUGAUUCAAUAGAUAACCUCAAAAAAGGAUGAGCUUCCUCUCACUUGGGGGUAUUCAAGAACUAGGCUAGAUUGCCUUCUGACAGAGUUGUUAAAGAAGGAAUUUUUCCAUGGGACAGAAGGCUAGAAUAAUAGACCCUUGCAGUCUUCUUAAGCUCUGUCUCAAUGAAAUAUCAAGGUUUUGAGAAGUAGUUUAUAAUUUAGUAAAAUGAAAAUUGUUGAUUCCAACCCUAUGUGUUUGUUCUGAGAGUGAUAAAUUUGUGAUGUUAAGAGCUAUAAUGAUACAUAAUUGAUAACUGUUCUUGGAGUCUUACCUCCCACACAUAGUGACUGUACAUGGGCAAAAAUCACUUAACCUUUUUUUUUUUUUAAUUGGAGUUUUUUUUAUUUUCAAACCAUAUGCAAGGAUAAUUUUUCAACAUUGACCGUUGAAAAACCUUGUGUUCCCAUUCCCCCUCCCCCUUUUCUUUACCCUUUCCCCUUGAUGGCAUGUAAAAUCCAAUAUAUGUUAAACAUGGUAAAAAUAUAUGCCUUUAAUCUCUUUUAAUGCCCUAAGAAACUGAGAGUUUGGAGAAGCUGCUGAUUUGCUUUGGUUAAGGCCCAGAUUUGGACAGGCAGUCUGCCCAGCCCUCCCUCACUUCAGUUCAGUUCACUUGCCUGUCAUGGCAACCCCUCCCUGAUGUCAUGGUCCUCUGAGAAUGAUAGACAGACAACAAUAAUUUGCUUUGAUGGAGGAAAUGUUCACACUGGGAGUUCCCACUCCGAUGAAAUCACAGGUCCUUGCUCCCUCAUCUUUUCUUUCCCCACAACCCCCCCACUUCCAAACCAACCCUUCCUCCUACCCCCAGUCCCACAAACCACCAUUUCUAAUAAGACAUUUAGUUACAUCAUGCAGACGGCUUCCACCAUCUGGUUAUCACAUGGCAGCAUGCUCAUGUGUCUUCCAAACUGAAAUCCAGGACAUCUGAUCUUAUAGCUGAUAAUCCUUUUGCAAGACCUCAUUUAAAAACACCUUUAAAAAAAAUUGAAAUCAAAAUUAUCCUGAAAAAUCUAUGUUGCGCUUUGGGGAACAACCAAAAUAUCCUUUUUGUUUUUGUUUUUUGGAUGGGGGGCUUUCCAAAUUAGCAGAAUCAUUUUGUCUCUGACCAUUGUGUUAGACAUAUCUGCUCCCUGAUUUAAAUUGUUAAAGUUUUAGAAGGGGAUAUUCUUCUAAAUGGAGGUGUGGAGGACAUCUCUUAAAAGACUCAGAGGCCUAAAACUGGAAGCAAGCCAGAACUGAAAUUGAAUGAUUUUAAAGUGGGGAGAGAAGAGUUUUUUUAAAAUUAAAUUUGUAAACUUGAAUUUUAAAGCAAAAAAAAAAAAAUCAUGGGAAAAAUGACCUUCAAUUAAUAAUUUGUUGAAGUGUGUUUAUAAAGCACAAAGCAAGGUAAUGGUUUGCCAGCUUGCUUCUCCUGUCAGACUAAAAGUUAAUAUAUUUUGUUCUAGGUACAAACCUUGUUUUGGUCCAGCUUCUUAAAGAAAACUAAUAGUUUGCUCUGGAUUUUGUGGCUGUUCUGCUUUGAGUGCCAUGUUUUGUUUUCUAUUGUAUUUCUUGAACUUAGUGUGUUUGCUCAGCAUCCUUGAGCCAAAAACAGGAGCUGAUCCCUGCCUGUUUUUUCACUGCCCGUUGGCAAAUAUGUUCUAGUAUCUGUGAUUUCUGAUUGUGAAAUUAGGAUGCACAGUGACAGCCACAGGACCUGUGUGGCUGACUAGGAACUUGCCUGCCUUUAGGACACUAUUUCUGUUAGAAUGUGAUUGACUUUGUAAACAAUUUUUUUAUGGCCUUUUUUAAUUGUGUGGAAACUCAUUAACAAGGUUUUAUGCUGCUCUUUGCUCAGUGGAACUUUUUAUAACCAAAAAUAUAUUUUUUUGUGGACUGCUUAUCCUAUCUUGAUAAUCUGCUUCUUUUUUCUAACUUAUUAUGAAAAGACCUCAGUGAACUUUUCUCUCUCAACAUAUGUGUUCAUUUCUACAUUUUUGUUUGUUUUUCCAAUAAAGGCUAGCAUUAUAUUCUAUAUACAA